Sporothrix brasiliensis 5110 is the source of this 1749-nucleotide messenger RNA. RefSeq names its product major facilitator superfamily transporter multidrug resistance. Gene Ontology annotation, biological process: transmembrane transport. The record is from RefSeq and is a predicted model, not a curated record. The transcript is spliced from 3 exons. The coding region runs from base 1 to 1749 and encodes 582 amino acids. Lineage: Eukaryota; Fungi; Ascomycota; Sordariomycetes; Ophiostomatales; Ophiostomataceae. Gene Ontology annotation, molecular function: transmembrane transporter activity.
AUGACGGCUGCGGAAACUACCUCAGUCAAGUCGGUGGCUUCGACGGUGCCGACACCGAAGCUGGAGACGGAAAAAGUAUCGUGUCAACAGAAGCAAGACCGGCCUGUUGAAGACAGCCAUCGUUCCCCAGCAACAGCAGCCGGCGAUAUCGAGGCAGCCGCCGCUGCGCUGCAAGGUGACGACAAUGGGUUCCCGCUAUCCAAUCUCGCGGCCUGGCGGUUUUGGACUCUCAGUUUAGGUGUCGGACUCGGCCUCUUUUUAGCCAUGCUGGACUCGUCCAUUGUCGCAACCAGUCUGCUCACCAUUGGCCGCGAGCUCGGCUCCAUCGAGCUCAUCAACUGGGUCGCCCUCGCCUACACCUUGGCCUACCUCAGCUGCGCCGUCAUAUUCGCCCGCAUCGCCGAUAUUGUCGGUCGCCGCAACGCCUAUCUCGCUGCCUUCCUCAUCUUUUUCGGCUUCUCUAUCGGCUGCGGCUUUGCCAAAACGCUGCAUCAGUUGAUUGCCUUGCGUGCUCUGCAGGGUGUCGGCGGCUCCGGCUUGUAUUCGCUGUCCAUGAUCAUCUGGCCCGAGCUGUCACCCAUACACCUGAAGCGCCACGUUGCCAGUCUGGCUGGCGUGGUUGUUGGUAUGGCAGGCGUGCUGGGUCCGAUUUUGGGCGGCUUGUUGACCAACUAUGCAUCCUGGCGCUGGAUUUUCUGGAUCAAUGGACCAAUUGGCUUCUUUUCCAUGGCGGUGUUUGCUCUUACUUGGCCCGACGAAAAGUAUCUGCCUGCCAUAGCGCGGCAUCCAUGGUCGUCGCUUGAUAUCAUCGGAUCCAUUUUGCUGAUUGCAGCUGCCGCCCUCGUCACCUUUGCCUUUCAGAAUGCCGGUGUCAACCCAGACCAGUGGAGCAAGGCCAUCUUCCUGGUGCCCCUUAUCACGGGCAUCUUCUGCUGGGCCGCACUGUUCAUCUGGCAAGCCAUUGUCGAGAAGCGCUGGACGAACAUCAUGCCUGCGUUCCCGCUCAAACUCCUCCGGAACCAUGUCUACGCGGCGGCUGCCCUCACCACGCUGCUCCUUGGCUUUCCCCUCUUUUCCGUCAUUUUUACCUUUCCCCUGCGCCUGCAGAUUGUCAACGGCAAGAGCGGCCUCAUGGCGGGCGUCAUGAUGCUUCCCCUGCUAGUCGGUGUCUCUUUUGGCAGUGCCCUGACGGGGUUUGUGAAUGCCAAGAACAACCGCCUGACCGAGACGCUCCUCGUUGGAGGGGUCCUCAUGGUUAUUGGCUGCGCGCUCGAGACGACACUGUCCGACUCGGCCACGCUUCCAGCCAAGGCGCUCGGCUUUCUCCCCUUCAUCGGCCUUGGCCUCGGGCUCUGCAUAUCUACCACCACCGUCCUGGCCGCCACCGAGGCACCACCGGGCGACCAUGCGGCGUCCCAGGGCGUCAUCGCCCAAGCCCGUGUGCUGGGUGGCAGCAUUGGCAUUGCGGCAUCGUCGGCGAUCCUGGCGCGACAGGAACUGGCCAAGCUCGGCACCGUGGUCACAACAGACGUCCCCGCCGACCUGACAAGCGACUCACCCGCGGCCGUGCUGGUGCGCCAAGUCUUUAAUGCGGCUUUUACGGAAAACAUGCGCAUCUGCGCCGUCAUUUCGGCCGUCGGCAUUGUCGUUGCCUGCGGCACCUACACCCGCAACCGCCAACCCCUCUUGGCCGCACUGGAGGAGCGGGCGAAGCAAGAGGCAGCCAAGCAAGAGGCUGCCGCGGUCUAG